AUGUAUUUCUUUAGAAAAUCAAAUAAUACAACCCAAAACCAAUAUACAACCAAACAUGAAGACGACGAGUUUGUCAUGGUUAAUAAUGGUAUUACUCAAUCGGGAUGGGUUGAUGUAAAUAAUAGUAUAGUCGAACCAGACAAGAGUACUCUUCCAAUCUAUCAAAUUCGUCGUCAAGAAUUACAAGACGAACAAGAGCAAGAAGAAGAACAAGAGGAAGAUCAAAUCAUUCAACAACCAGAAAGAGCAGUAGUAGUAGAACUUUUACCAGUUUCAAUUGUAAAGCAAUCAUCUAUUAUUGAUCAAGUUGCUUUUGAUCAAGAAGAAGAAGAAAAAGAAACUGAAACUAUAAAGGUAAAAGAAGAAGAAAUUAUAAUUCAACAAGAAGAACCACAACCACAACCACAACCAGAACCAGUUGCAGUCGUAGUAGUACCAAUAGUACCAGCUCAAGUUAUAAAAGAAGAACAACAGGAACAAGUAACACCAGUUAUACCAUUUUCAACAAAGAGUCAAUCUGGAAACAGUUAUUCUAGCAGUACUACCAAUUUUAGUCCAUUUUUCAAGAGAGUUUCAAGUGGAACGUCAUUGUAUUCCACUACUGGAUCCAACGUUGGAUCACCAAACGGCGUUUCAAGAGUGUCAUCCAACACCUCCUAUUCAUCGUCAUCGACUGAAGUCAAGCCAUUUUCUUCUGCUAGUGUAGCCACUACCUCUUAUUCAUCUUAA
Cavenderia fasciculata is the source of this 729-nucleotide messenger RNA. RefSeq lists its product as uncharacterized. The record is from RefSeq and is a predicted model, not a curated record. Bases 1 to 729 code for a protein of 242 amino acids. NCBI's taxonomy places the organism in Eukaryota, Evosea, Eumycetozoa, Acytosteliales, Cavenderiaceae. The transcript has a single exon.